Fusarium redolens is the source of this 417-nucleotide messenger RNA. RefSeq lists its product as uncharacterized. The record is from RefSeq and is a predicted model, not a curated record. NCBI's taxonomy places the organism in Eukaryota, Fungi, Ascomycota, Sordariomycetes, Hypocreales, Nectriaceae. The transcript is spliced from 2 exons. The coding region runs from base 1 to 417 and encodes 138 amino acids.
AUGCCUGUUGUGAAUCCCACAGCCACUUCCCUGCCGGAGGAACCCCAGACAUCUGAGUCUCGGCCUAUGAGCCGUCUCGAAAUAGGCCUUAUUGUUGGAGUCACCGUUGUCUUCGUCACCUUGAUCUUUUUCAUCUUCCUCGUCCGAGCCCUGGACCACCGUCGUCGCAAAAGGCUGCUGAGGAGAAUGGCCGAAGAUGCCAGAAACCGUACUCCCGAAGAGGAGAUAUUGUGCCGCCGGCUGGCAUGGCUACAAAUUGAGCGCAUCACACAAAGCCUGCGUUGCGUGUGGGUGGAUAAAGACAACAAUCCAACAGAUCCACCCCCCGAAGUCGUGGAAUUUCACCGACGCAAGGGUCGUAUCCCGUACCAGCAGCCGCACAUGCCGCCAGAGCCACAGUCGAAGGAUGCGAACUAA